AUUCCCACCAUGAUGGGGCUCUGAGAUAUGUUAUUCACUUCGCGUAACCCUAUGGCAAUGUCCUUGAUCUCAACGGUGAAUCGGAAUUGGGACAUGAGGAGAUUGUGUUUGUACUUCAAGAUAAUCGUAUGAACAUAUUAGAGAGUGUACAAUAACUGUUUUUGUGUAAUCAUAUUUUUUUCUCAAAUUAAUUCCAAGAUCCACAUGAUACUUCAAAGCGUUUUCGUUUCGUGUGAGUUGUGAAGUAAAUAAGAAAUCAAAGUAUAUUGGGUCGUGUGUGACCAGUUCAAUGGGUUUCAGUGACCAGUUUAAUGGGCUGCGUCCUUGGUGGAUUUUGGAUACUUGGUUUAACGGGCUUGGUGAUCUGUUCAACAGCGAUCUCUCUAACCAAACAGACCGAGGCCCAAGUAAAAUACACUUGCAAAUGCCAAAUGAUUUUUAACCCUUAAGCAAAAGGAAACCAUUCACAUUUGGACUUCCGACACGCGUCCAAAGAGAGCCAAUGGCACUUAGCCACGUCAGCAACAUUCUAGAACGUGCCCGUUGCCUGUUCCAAAGCAGUACCACCCUUCUACCAACUUCGCCCGACCUGUCAAGUUUCAACGCUCUCCCGCCGCUCUCAUUUCGGGAACUUCAAACGCUGGCCGGCAACCUCCUGACUCGCGCUACUUGACAAUCCAUGGCGGUGCCGGAGCUCGACGAGCAAAGGAUCGAGGAGGUAGAGGAGCUAUCGGAAAAGACGGAGAAGAAGAUAGUGAAGCGAGUGAGGAAGAUACUGGGGAAGGAGAACUUGUAUCAGGUGUCGGAGAGGCAAGUCCGGGAGGAAGCGUCGGAGAAGCUGGGAAUCGACUUGGCGGUGGAGCCGUACAAGUCGGUGGUCAGAAGAGCUGUGCAAGAUUUCCUUGAGAAGCUCAAGAGCCACGGGAUACGCCCCGGAGUCCAAUCCCAUCUGAAAUCGGUCGGCACCAAUUAGAGUUCAUUGGCCAUCUGUUAAUCGCAAAAGGUUAGAGUUUUAUCUUCAAUUGGGAAGUCAUACACCUUGCCUCAAGAGCAAUUUUGCUUCUUAUACUUGGGGAGCUGAAAUCAGGAUGCUCGAUUGUUUGUUGUUGAAUGUUGAUUUAAUUAGGGUUUUAGACUUGUAGCCUUGUAGGGGCAGUUCCUUUGAAGCUUGGAGAUCUGAGGCUGCUUUGGUUCUUGCUUAUUUCAUGUUGUUGCCGUAAUGCUUGCUGUAAACGAGGAUGCAGAGUGUUGAGUGGUCUUUCUGGAGAUGGUUGCUUUGUUGUUCAAACAUUUCGAAUGGGAAAAACCUGGAAUUUGUGCUGCAGUUAGCUACCGAGUGACCACAAUGAAUACUAUGUAGAGACUAAUGGAUGGUUCGAAAAUCAAGUGUUUGUCUCAGCUGGAUUCUGGUGUUGAUAGAUUUUGCAGGUGUAGGUAGUUGAUACCUGAACCUGAUAGCCUAUCAAAAUCUUUGAAAGAUGUUCAUAAUUUCGGAGCAAAUCAUCCAUCAACCAUAAUACCUAGCUCAAGAAUGUGGAAACAAUUUCACGGUGAAAUCGGAUUAUGAGGUUUUGUUUCGUGUCCUUAUAUUAUGACUCGGGUUGCUUGCUACUCAUGCACGAAUUAUUACUAUGAUGGAUAUUCUGAAUUCGACAACGUUUUAUUAAAGUGGAAGUUAAUUC
This is a messenger RNA of Linum trigynum, 1682 nucleotides long. NCBI's taxonomy places the organism in Eukaryota, Viridiplantae, Streptophyta, Magnoliopsida, Malpighiales, Linaceae. The record is from the annotation of a GenBank genome assembly.